ACUCCUUCACACUACUCCCAUUCACUGUGACAUGACCGGCAUAAAACGUUCCUGGGAAGGAAAUCCCCUCGUCGACAAUACCAAAUCCACUACCACCACCGCCACCACCACCAACAACAACAAAAACACAAACGCAGCAAUGGACGAACCGUCGAGCAAAGUGCUCUCGAUCUUCGGGACGUUUCGCGAUGAGUUGGAUGAGCACCAUGAUCGGAGAGAGAGGAUUAUCAAGACGUCGAGGGAUAUCACGGCGUUAAGUAAGAAGAUUAUCUUCUCGUUACAGCGAACCCGCACCAUAAAAUCCCCCCUCCCCCCCACCAUCGCCAAAGAAACAACCACCCGCUUCUCCCAAAUCUACUCCCUCUUCACCUCGCUCACUCCCGACCUCACCGCCGUAAACACCUGGCGCUACCAACGCAACAUCAGCCCCGGCAUCCAGGAAUUCAUCGAAGCAUUGUCGUUCCACCACUACAUCCUGACACAGGAAUUGAUUACGAAGGAGGAGGUGCAGGCGAAAAUGCCGCGGGAGGUGCUUGUUACCGAGGAGGAUUAUCUCAUGGGGUUGUUUGAUUUGACGGGGGAGAUUAUGAGAUUUGCGGUUACGGGGUUGUCGUCGGGGACUGCUUCUUCGCAGAAGGAUCAGGAGAAACAGGAGGAGAAUAAAGGGGAGGGUGGUGAAGGGGCUGGGGAGGGUGAAUUGAGGAUGCUUCCUGAGUCGCAGGCUGGGCUUGUGGUUGAUCUACGGGCUAUGCGGGCGUUAUUUGAGAUGUUGAGUGUUCCGCGGCGGUAUCAUAUGCUCCGUGAUUUGGGAAAGAAGAUGGAAGUUAUGCAGACUAGCGUGGAGAAGGUCGAGAAGGCUGCGUAUGGGAUUCUGGUCCGUGGAAGCGAGCGACCAGCGGGAUGGAUGCCGGAUUUGUCGCAUGCGAUUGACGUGGAGAGCUAUUAA
Messenger RNA from Aspergillus glaucus CBS 516.65, 946 nucleotides. Its product is annotated as translin family protein. The coding region runs from base 32 to 946 and encodes 304 amino acids. The transcript has 3 exons. Lineage: Eukaryota; Fungi; Ascomycota; Eurotiomycetes; Eurotiales; Aspergillaceae. Gene Ontology annotation, molecular function: RNA binding; sequence-specific DNA binding; RNA endonuclease activity. Gene Ontology annotation, cellular component: cytoplasm; nucleus. The record is from RefSeq and is a predicted model, not a curated record.